Acipenser ruthenus (sterlet) is the source of this 4120-nucleotide messenger RNA. RefSeq names its product signal transducer and activator of transcription 5B-like. The coding region runs from base 319 to 2949 and encodes 876 amino acids. Gene Ontology annotation, molecular function: DNA-binding transcription factor activity, RNA polymerase II-specific; RNA polymerase II cis-regulatory region sequence-specific DNA binding. NCBI's taxonomy places the organism in Eukaryota, Metazoa, Chordata, Actinopteri, Acipenseriformes, Acipenseridae. The record is from RefSeq and is a predicted model, not a curated record. Gene Ontology annotation, biological process: cell surface receptor signaling pathway via JAK-STAT; regulation of cell population proliferation; cytokine-mediated signaling pathway. The transcript has 21 exons.
CGAGACGAAACCGAAAUCAAGAGAAUGCACACUUGAGCAGGAAAUAUUACGCUUCAGUCUUACAAGAAGCAGACACCAUUUCGUUCUCAGCUAUCUUCAAAACUUGUGUUUGUUUGGGUUUUUUUUUUAACCUCCGUGUCGGAGAAUCCGAUAUUCUAAAUACUUUCAACAAACACCACCAUAUAAUCGCUGAACUGCAAACAUGAACACAUAUAAGUGCUAAUGUGGCGGAAGGACGCGACGUGUUAAAGAACGACCUUCCUCGGUGAACAGGAGAGGAGGCGAACAAAAUCAACCCUCACUGCUUUGAGCCUGAAGAUGGCGCUGUGGAAGAAAGUGCAGUGCUUGCCGACUGAAACCUUGAACAGCCUGUACCCCCCCACCUUCCCCAUCGAGGUGCGGCACUACCUGGCCAGCUGGCUGGAGGAGCAACCAUGGGAUGACCUGGACCUGAUGGACCCCACCACAGAAGGCAAGGCUCUGAUCCUGCUGUCUCACAUCAUGAACCAGCUCCGGAGACUAGCAGAGCACAACCACAACAUAGUGGAGAGAAUGAGACUCCAGCACAUUGCCACCAACAUGACUGUGUACCAAAUGCAGCCGCUGCAGCUUGUCAGGGCAGUGCAGGAGAUCCUGAAGAGGGAGCGAUCCCUCCUGAACCAGGGGAACUUCCCAGGUCUGGGGGUUCCAGGACAGCUCCCUCAGGCUGGCUCUCCAGCCCUGUCGCCAGCCCCCUCCCCUCUGCCUGCACCCUCAACUGCAGGAGGGAAGCAGGGUGAUGACAGAGAGAGACACAGGGCCAUCGAGAGGCUGGCUUUAAGGGUCGGGGAGGUUCAGAACUGCCGCAAAGAGAUUCACCAUCUUCAGGAGAGCAUGAACUGGGAAAAGCAGAACUACGACUCCCUACAAGCCCAGGCGAUACAGAACAGCAUGCUGGAUCAGAACCUACCUGAGAGCUGCAACAACCUGCAGAACCGAAUCCAGCAGGAUGAGUUCAAGAGCCAAGCAUUCGCUGAGAAACGGAUCCAGCUGAUCCAGGAGGCAGUACACACUCUGGAACAGACCCAGCAACAAGUGGAGUUGCACAUUCAGAGCUGGAAACGACAGCAGCACCUCUCUACCAUCGGAGCACCCUUCAGUGAUAACCUGUCCUCACUGCAAAACUGCUGUGAGCAGCUCCUGACGAUCAACAUUCAGCUGAACCAGGAGAUGAUCAUCGCGGGGAGAGAGUCUGGAGCGGAGCCCUUCAGAGAGCAGCAAGAGAAACUAGCCCUGCUGCUUAAGACACUCAUACAGAGCGCUCUGCUAGUGGAUAAACAGCCUCCUCAGGUGAUUAAGACCCAGUCCAAGUUCUCCACCACAGUGAGGUUCCUGCUGGGGGAGAGGAUGAACUCCGGGAAACCAGCGGUGGUGAAGGCUCAGAUCAUCACAGAAUCUCAGGCUAGAAACCUGUCCCAACCUGGCUCCCUCACGGAGAACGUGGGGGAGCUCAUCAACAACUCGGCCAUCUUGGAUCACAACGCUUCUACAAAGAGCACCAGCUCCACCUUCAGGAACAUGUCAAUAAAGAGGAUCAAGCGUGCAGACCGGAAGGGCUCAGAGUCAGUAACAGAGGAGAAAUUCGCCCUGCUUUUCUCAUCUGAGAUCAACAUUACAGGCUGUGAUACGGCCUACAAUAUCCAGGUGAUCUCCUUUCCCAUUGUGGUGAUUGUCCAUGGGAGUCAGGAUAACAAUGCGCUGGCCACCAUACUGUGGGACUGUGCCUUCUCUGAGAUGGACCGAAUCCCCUUCGUGGUUCCUGACAGGGUCUCGUGGCAGCAGAUGUGCGACACGCUGAACACCAAGUUCAUGUCGGAGGUUCAGACGCCCCGUCGUCUUGACAACGACAACUUCCGGUUCCUGGCCCAAAAGAUCUUCGACGAGCCAGAUAUCAGCGGAGACUUCCAGAACCGGAUGGUGUCCUGGUCCCAGUUCAACAAGGAGGUGCUCCCUGGACGAGGCUUCACAUUCUGGCAGUGGUUUGACGGAGUAAUGGAGCUGACCAAAAGACAUCUCAAGAACUACUGGACUGACCGGCUGAUUUUCGGUUUCAUUGGGAAGCAGUACCUGCACUUGCUGCUGCAGCAGAGCGAGGAUGGAACCUUCCUGCUGAGAUUCAGUGACUCUGAGAUUGGAGGGAUAACCAUCGCCUACGUCACCACCACUGACACAGGAAGCCGACAGAUCCUUAAUAUCCAGCCAUUCACUAAGAAGGACCUGGAGAUCCGGUCUCUGGGAGAUCGAAUUCAGGACAUCACAUUCAUUCAGUUUGUCUACCCCAACCGGGCGAAGAACGAAGCCUUCAACAAGUACUACACGGUUAUGCCAAACAAAAACAAUGGGUACCUUCAAGCGACGAUCCACACCAAAGUGGCAGGGGAGCAGAGUUCAUCCCGCAUGGGGAAUGGUGGGGGCGCCCCCUCCACCCCGUCCCCCCUCCCCAGUGACCUGGACCACCAGACUCAGAUGAACCUCCAGACGCCGUUCAACACAGCACGACCCUUCAACCCCCCCGCCUUCAACAGGGAGCCGAUCUCGUCCCGCAUGGGGAAUGGUGGGGUGUCCUCAGCCCCCUCACCCCUGCCCAGCGAGACCCCCAUGGAGCCCCCCACCCAGAUGAACCUCGCUCAGAUCAACGACAUCUUCUUCACACACCCGGGCCAGUUUCAGCACCCCUUUGUGAACCCCAUGCUAUAUAACCAGCUCCCAUACCCAGGAGGGCCCCAGCAAGAUGUCCACAUGCAGAACAACCCUACGAUGCAGGGAGUCCUGGAGCCCUUCCCUGAGCAGGGGCAGGCAGGGGCACACUACCAUCUGGACCUGCCCCCUCCGACAGACUGGGAGUUUGUGGAGUUACUGGGAGGAGACGCCUCUCGUAUGGACACGGACAACUUCCAGCUCCCACAGUGACAUCACCACGCCACGGACCAAUCACGAGGCUUUGCAGCACAAUUUGGACGCACUGAGACUAAACUGUGUAUAAAGAAGCACACGUCAGUGCAUUCAUGGAGAAGAAACUAGCAUUCACAUUAUUACUACAAAUCUACAGUGCCUUGAGCUUCAAGACUAAUCGGGGAUGCAGAACAUCUCCCAUUGUAAAUAAAACACAUUGCAUCACUGAAUGUGAACCGCUAUCACAACCUGGUUUAUUAAGGGGAUUUCCUUUUUGUAUUAACUUUUACAUUAUUUUAAAAAUGAAUUUCAAUAAAAAAAAAAAAAAAAAAAAACGUUUAUUACAUUACAGAACUUGGGUAUUACUUUUUGUUUCACACUAAAAACAGAUUUUCCAGUUUUUAGAAAAUGUACACAAAUGUAUUUCAUUCUGUGUGAAAGUAGCUCAGCACUGCAGGUUACAGACUGUUACAACCAAUAUUUUCAGUAAUAUAUUUGUGGAGAACUCUCGUCAUUGGUAUAUUAGGAAAGACAAUACAAUAAUCUCUGUCAAAGGCACUAAAAAGGGAAGACUUUGGAAAGGCUCAUCACUUCACAAUGAGUGACCCUUCAUGAAAUCCAAGGCGAUAUCUUGUGUAAAUGUGCUUUAGAGCCCCACUGUUGGUCCAGUCUAGCAUGAUGAUGUCAUAGAGGUUACCACACUGAGGCUUCACUGUGGAUAUAAUGAAGCUUCCCUGGGAGCUUGUAUGAAUUUUAAAUCCGAUGCUGCCUCUACUGAAACUGCCAAUACCCAUUUCAUGUAAGCGACUUCAUAUUGGAAGUGUUUUGGAAAACACCCUCACCCUGUGACCUAAGUUUGCCACCAUAUAAAGGUCAUUUGACUUUUACCCAACCCUUCAAGAUAUUGGCUUCAUGCGCAGGACACAUCUGCAUUGAGUGUGAGAGAGAAGAACUACUACUGACUAACAUGUGAGAGACUUCAAAUAUCAGCAUGAGUAGAAGUGAACGGAGCGAGGCUGAAAGCACUGAGUGCUGAUAUAACCCUCACACAGGCACACUCACCAUCCAGAACUCUAUUAUAUACUGCUUUAUUAUUAACACAAGUUACACAUCCAGCUGUAUUUGAUUGCUAAUCCUUACCAACCUGUAUUCAGUCUGUUGUCAAUUUCAUUAAAAAGAAGUAAAGGUU